CAAAAAGGUAUUCCGAGAGAUAGUUCGUGGAAGUUGGACCACACGUUGUGAAAACGUGUGUAGAUUAGAUUGAUUAAAUGUAUUUUUUUUCUAAAUCGCUUACAUUGACUUACGAACAUUUAUUGACUUGAUUCAAAAUGGUGGCUGCUUCUUUUGCAUGUUUUCCCGCUCCGAAGGUACAUGAAACACAACCCAACAGUUUUUUACAUUCCAGUACAGAGCCAGAUUUCUACUUUCAUUUUCGUUGAAAUUUAACAUUUGCAUUACGGAAACUUCUUGAAUACUUGCAAUAUUUUAAGAGAAGUUAAGUUAAUUUCCACACAAGUGUCAACAUGGCGUAUCGAAAAACGUACUAGGGCCUAGAGAAAUAUCAGAAAUUAGCAACUCGCCCAAGUUCUCACAUUAUUAGGCCUAGUUGAAAUGCACACUACAAUUGAGUUAUAACUUUGAAAAUGUUAUCGAAGAAAACUUUAUUGAUGAUUGUGUAAAACGAAAGCAAAGCAUGACCAGUACAGUACUCGGCCCAAUCGUUAAAAAUUCAGCAAAUUUCUAGAAUGAACAUGUUGAUUUAGCUAGCUCCUAAACUUGUUAAAUUCGAUUCCAAAUUAGGAUUUUAUAAUCGAUGUAAUCAAUAAUAUGAUUACGAUGUGACCGUUGGAGCGAGCGCAGCAUAUCUGAAUACAUUUUCAAAAAAUGUAUAUUGAAAACAAGGAAAUCUGAUCUGGUUCACUGUCAAUACGUAGGAUUACUGUCUUGCUUUUCUCGCCAAUGUAGGAACCAGUUUAGCGGGAAAUGCAACGAGCGUGUUGUGACGUAGCCUGGUAGUUGUGACGUGACUGUUUACAUUUCUUUAGACAAUAUUUUAAAAAGAAAAAGAAAGGGGGAAGAAUGAUUGUCAUCCUUUCCUUUCAAAUAAGAAAGGUUUCAUGUAAUACUUCAAAGAGUUUUUUUUAUUAUUAUUUUACGAAUCGAACCAUCUGCCAUUUUGUACGAGGGACUUCUGGGAUUGGCGUCAAAAAAAAAUUCUUGUUAGAGGUUGAGAUUUAGCUCGGAUUAUUUCCCGCGCUCUAGUCAUUAGAGCUCGCAGUACGAGCCUGCGCUCGCUAUAAAUUUAAGGUGGGAUCAUAGCAUAGUUUAAUAAACAUACUGUUGCAGGAGUUGCUUAUCUGUUAUGUUUAAUUAGAAGCCCUUGUUACAGCUUGAUAAUAUGCGAUACUAAUGGUACUUAACUGCUGGUUAGAAAAUUAAUAAAAUACAUUGUCUUUAUAUGUUAUAUAUGUCAAAACAUACUGCAGUGAUACCCCAACCCACUACUUCAAUGUCAACUUCUUUGUAAAUGUGCAUCCUUCAUUAGCAUGUAUAGCAUCUAUGUGUGUGUGUGUGUUCGAUUUACUGCAAAUAUACAAGAACUAAUAUAUUUCAUAGCAAACACCAAUUACCAAACAUUUGAUGAAUGUUGCCCUUCCUGGAUUUCUCAAAAAGAAUUAAGGAAACUUGUGACUGCUCAAAUAGAAGAAAACUCGAUUUAAGAUUUUUUCAAGAAAUCCAAGCUUGGUAACACUCUAUCAAUCUCGGGAAGUAUAACAUUGUUUACAGUUGUAACAGGAAGGGAGAAAAUGCUACGUACCAGACUGGGUUUCAAACCCAGGCCCCCUGAAUCUCCAGUCAGUUGCUCUACAGGCAAUGAAAUAAAGGGGAAAUACUCGCCAAAUGCGAGUUGAAAAAUGGAAUUGCGAGUAAAAAAUCACAAGUGAUCGCAACUUUUUGCAAGUGAAAAAACCGCCGAUCUUUUCCCCGGAUUUCCUCGGUUUAUUGGCUGUACUUUGAAGUUUACAAUAAUUUGUUUUGAGCAUAGAAACACUUUACAGAAUGAAUAUACAAGUAUUUAAUAAGUAAACGUGGAUCAAAUAAAUAACUAAGGCCAAGGUCAUCUCAGUCAGUGAUGUCGAAGAUGGCCUACUUCAAGCACACUUCAGGUGUCUCAAUGUCAUCUGAUUUAAAUAGCAAGCAUGUUGAUUUCGUCUGUGUCAACAUGAAACAACAAAUGACAGUGUUAGUGUCACUGUUUCACGUGGUGUCCUUCUGUACUCUAUAGUCAAAUACUUCGAGUUCGCAGGGUUUUCUUUUCAACUAGAAUUUUUUAGAUUAAAUUUCCAAAAGUUUUGAACAUAUAGUUUGAAUUGGCGCAAACAGUCUUUAAGAUUUCAAACCACAUGAUGUUGUAAAUAGGUGGUAGAUCUCUGGACAGCGAGUACGCCGCACAAGUGUACCCUAUGACCCUCACCAUGCACCAUGUAUGUUGUCUGAUAAUUAAUUAGAUUUUAAAUGAAAGAAUUCGCAAUCUUAUUUUUAUUAUUGCACUUUAAAGGAGAUUUUAAAAGAUUUACCCUAUAUUUUGAUAAAGAGACAUGCUUGUUUUCUUAAAUUCAUGUAAAACAGCAAUCGAUUGAAAAAUGCUAGUAAAAGCUCAAUUUUGCUAGUUGGAAAAUAAUCCACUAGCUAAAAUUUGCUAGUAGUGAAAAAAGUUAAUACGCCGGUUUCGAGAUACGUCCGAGUUAUUUCCCUUUGGAGAACUCUCGUACAUAGUAAGGUGCUAAAGAAUUUGUUUACAUGCGGGAGUGGGACAGAUAUUCAUCACAGCGUAAGUGAAUGUACUCAGUAAGUUUCUCAUACGCUGUUUGAUAACCCGAAUUCGACUGAUACACAAAUUAAGUAAGUGAUAAGUAUUUAGGAAGUAAUUAAAUACAUAGAAUUCUUAUCCUAUCACGUUAUUUCGUCCGUCAUAAGUACCAUAUCCAAGAUAUUUCUUGCAAAUAUGACAUUGUUUGUAUGUUUCCACCUCGGUAAAACAUUUCUUUCGAUAGUAUUUAGUAUUUCCCACAUUUACAUAUUUAAAGGGAAGCCGCUUUUAAUACAUUUCAUCGUCUUCCUUGUUGGCUGUAUAUCCACUCUGUCCCACUUAGGCAUUCAAAGUUCCACUAAAUGCACCUCCUAUACAGAAGAGUUCGUAUCUCGAAACUGGCGUAUUUCGAUCCCUGCUCUACCAACCAAGCUAUUUAGCCACCAGCGAUCAAACCUGUCUGUCUGCUGCAUUCCUCCCUCCAUAAAUGUUUUCACACCUUGAAGACAACAACCCAGGAUCUUUAUCCCCUGGCAGGCAUUUUCACCUGUCAGUUUCAAGGGCUGGUCUAACGGCACCAAAUGUUAAAGGAAGGGAGAAAAUGCAGCGAACCAGGCUGGGAUUUGAACCCGGGCCCACUGAAUCUCUAGCCAGGUGCUCUACCAACUGAGCAAACUGUACACUGGUGAUCAAACCCUUCCGACUGCUAUGCAGUAAAUAUUAUACACAUGAAUUUUUUUUUGUACAGUAUGUGCCGGUUUUCUAGAGUACAUAUGACCAGAAAAUGAAAUUUUCAUCUUUAAACUUGAUAGAAACCACAGAAGAGUACACUUAAAACAGCUUUAAGAAAAACAUUCCCCUCAAAUACUGGAACAUUGCAGAGUGCACACACACACACAAAAACCUCACAAAAAUUGUACAGCAUAACUCUCUGGCCUUCAAUACUACAAAGAAUGUAUACUUGUAUCAAAUGACAUAUCACAUUAUUUUCUCUCUUUCACCACCCCUCUGUCUAUCUCCACCAGUCUUUUUCUCUCCCCACUCCUCUUUUUUUUUCUCUCUCUUGCAUUGAUGUAUGUGUAUGCAUUUGUACACUUAUUUGUGACAUGGAUCUCAAUAAAUUUGUCAUCCAAAAAAAAAACACCACAAAGAUUAAUAUUAUCAUAUACUUAGCAAACAUAACAAUAAAGUCAUGAAACUUUUGUAUAACAAACAUGCAUUCUAAACAUGUUACCAAAAAUUCACUUUCGUACACUUUGUAAGCAUUCAACAACAAUUGCGUGUAAAUUCUCUUGUAAAACAACUUGCAUAAAAAAUUUCAGAUUUAGCCUAACUUUUAACAUCUUGGAAGUUUUUUUCUCAUAGAAAACCAUGUAUUAAGGCUAUCAGUAGAAGUGACUAGUACACAUUAAGGGCUCAUGCACCUGCGGAAGAUGUUAAUUCCAAGCAGUCAGCUAAACCAAAUUAAUGGUUUUGACAUGAAUAGGGAUGGCCACUCUAGAACUAACAGCUGCACCAGGAGGUGAGAAUCGCUUGCUGUCAUUAAGGGUAACUCCGGAGCAGGAAAUUGCCAUCUAUGCAUUCUUUCAAAUCAACGGGUGGACCAUCAUCACAGAGGAGGUGCCAAAGCAGUGUGAGAUAUGCCAGAAAGCAAUUAAUGGGGAGACUCCUGAACCUGUCCAUUGUCAGAAAUGUCAAAAGGUCAUAGAGGCGGAGUCAAAGCAAAAUGAGGCUGAAUCCCAGGAACAGACAGCUGUCAUUCAGCAAAUAACACAGCAGUCCAACCAACCACAGCAAGGCUCUGUCAUAGCUCUUCAGGAUCAGAUGGGAAGAAAGGUGGUGGUCGUUGGCAACACAAUGACUAUGUCAAAUCAGAAGAUUCAGGCUCUUCCACAGCAAACAAACAGCAAUGAAACAAUCAUCAUUGAGCGAAUACUAGAAGCCAAUCAACAACAGAAGGCUGAUGUUGAGCGAGCGUUGGAAGUCACCCUGCAGAAAGGGGAUGUGGAGGCAGUCCCCCCCAAGAUCUAUAACCUAAACAACAGUUCAGAGAACCGACCUUACAAGUGUGAGGACUGUGGAAAACAUUUCAGAAAGAAGACUCAUGUUUUAGCUCACAUGAAAUUCCACAACGGGGAGGCCCUGCCUAAAUGUGAUGUCUGUGGGAAGGAGUUUCUCUACAAGCACAAUUUGAUUUCCCACGCCUCCAUUCACAGCGGGGAACGUCCAUAUCAGUGUAAUGCAUGCCCCAAGAACUUCCGUCGCAAAGAUGACUUACAGAUUCACAUGCGAACACACACUGGUGAACGGCCUUACAAGUGCGACAUUUGUGGAAAGUGUUUCACAACACAGAACCAGCUCCCCAAACACAAACGCACUCACACAGGUGAGAAGCCAUACCAAUGCACAGUAUGUAGUAAAAGUUUUCGUACUAAGCCACACCUAGAGAAACAUCACCGAACUCACAGUGGAGAGAGACCUUACAGUUGUCAGGAAUGUGGGCGUGCCUUUACCCAGAAUGCACAUCUGAUAGCACACUUGCGGACGCACACAGGAGAGAAACCAUUUGAAUGUGAUGAGUGUGACAAGGCAUUCAAAGAGAGCAAGACGUUAAAACGUCACAAACUCAUCCACAAGAAUGGCAUGCCAUUCAGCUGUCCGAUCUGCUGCAAAGGAUUUCUGAGGCAACAAAACUUGGAGGUUCACAUGUGUGUCCACUCUGAAGACGAGCCCAAGUACAAGCGUAAACUCCGCCUCAAGCGGGAAAUGUUGGAGAGAUUACGAGCAGAAGAUGACACAGAGAGUGGUCUUCAUGUGGAUGUGAGUGAUGAUUUCACUGCCUUAAAUCACGACCACAUGGAGAUGGUGAAGAGUCGGAAAGCAGACGGGAUGGAGGAACUGAGCAUGGACAGUCAGAACAUCAUUGAGGAAGAAGUGUCUGGUCUGGAUCACGAUCACCUUGACAUUGUUCCAAAGGAAGAAGCAGGGACACAGAAGAUGUCAGAGGAGAAUGGACAGAUGGUGAUUGAUACAACAGAGGAGGCCAAUCAGAAUUCCAUAGCCAGUAGUCUGCUGACCUUGGUGGAGAUGAUCACUAGUGCUGAGCAGGGAGGGGCCCAGGCAGCCAAUGUACAGCAAGUGCAGGUGUCUGGUGAUAUUGGUACCCAGCCCUCGUCCACAAGCUCCAUCAUAACAACGGCAGCAGUUCAGGGGGUAGACCAAAAGAACAUACUAAUCCCUAGCAGCAGCCAGGCAACAGGGGUCAUUCAGAAUGUCAUAAGUCAAGGCCACUCAACAGAAAUAGGUCAGGCAGAUGGACUUGCCCAGAACAUCAUUAUAACAGAGGUGGACAGUAAUGACCAACAAAUUAUUCAAACUAUGACUGGUCAGUUUAGUGAUGGUGAAACAUACGUGGUUCAGUAUGUCCAGGAAGACUCCUGAGAGAGAAAGAAGACCAACAGAUAAUCACCGUUCUAAGGGCAUCCUGUUAAGGACUGUACAAUGUACAUGCUCUUCAUAUUUAAAUUUUUUUUAACAUUGUGUUUCUGUGUUAUAAGUGUUUCAAAUGUAUUUCCUACAUUGUUUCCUUUAAUUUUUUUGUCAUUAAAGAAGGGGGUACACAUUCACUUUUAUUUAGCCCUGUGUUUCAGUGUAAACAGUUCAUAGAAAGGAAAUGAUGGUGCUUCUUUAAAACAACCCAAUACCUGAGAAGUACGAAGCUGCACAAUUUUAUCUAACUGAAUUGAAAUACACUCGGGUGAAUUUUCCCCACUUUCAUUAGAAACUACCAGAAGAUACAUGACAACUUAACUAAUAUAUGUGAUUAACCAUAUAAUAAUGCAUGAACUAUCUAAAAAUCAGCAUGGGUGAUGACUAUCAACAACUAUUUGAAAAUGAAAAACCAAAGGAGAAAAUGACCAUUUUCAUUGAUUUUUUCAUAGAUUUUCUAAACCUAAAGAUUUUGAUAACAUCACGAUUAUUCUAAACAGUGUUUGUUUGCAUUAAUGCUUUUUGUCAUACACGUAUCUAAUUUUUAUUUUAGUUUGAGAAUAUUUUGGUUGUUAGGGCAGAUAAAUGUUGAAAACAUACUUUCUUUCGAGACAGAAAUUAUUUAGGAAGUGAUUUUAAAAGAUUGGUUGUCAUUACAUGACACAGUUUGCAUGAAUAUUUUGACAUUGUGUUUUGUGAAAGAGUGGCAAGUGUGAAACACUGUAAUCCUAUAUGAGAACCACGUAUGAGAACUUGAUGUCAGAAAUUUUUAAAAACAAUUUAUUUCAAAUUAUUCUACGUUUAACAAUUGUUUUAAUUUUUGUUAUUUACUGAGUAAUAUUUAUUUUUGGAGGAUGUUUAAAUGAAAAUGUCAUGUAAAUGAUGCUCAUAUAUUACUCAUUACAAUGUAAUUUUGAUGGAAAGGAAUUCAAGUUUUCAUUUGGAAAUCUGUUCUGCUUGCAUGCAUUUUGGAGAUCAAAUCUGUGCAUGUUUUCAUUGUGGAUUUGAAUCUUAAUCUGUGUCUCUGUGUUUAUACAUGCAAUAAUCUGUUAUGAAUAUAACAGGGAUUACAUGUACAUACUGAAAGAAAAUUAUCACCUUUAUAAAUUGUUGUUUUUGAUCACUAUGUGCAUGUGCUAUACUAAACAUUCUAAAUAUUAAAGGGGUCACACGCAGGAAUACUGAUGAGAGAGAAAAUUAAUAGUUUUUUAAUAUCAAGAACAAAGAUACUAGUACUUCUGUCUAAUUUGAAAUAUACAAGCACUGUACAUGUUCAUAUGAUAUAUGCAAGCAUGUUUUAAUUGGAUUAGGGCCAGCUUGGAGUCAUGGUUAUAUGCGAUAUAAAGAAUAUCCUCCUAAGUACAAAUUGCAGGUAUCCACACUUUUGAAUGGAUCCGCAAUUUUUAUGCCCCUGAGAUUGAAGAUCGGGGGGGGGGGGGGGGCAUAUUGUUUUUGUCCUGUCAUUCUGUCUGAAACUUUAACCUUGCUAAUAACUUUUGAACAGUAAGUGAUAGAGCUUUGAUAUUUCACAUGAGUAUUCCUUGUGACAAGACCUUUCCGUGGGUACCAACAUUUUUGACCCCGUGACCUUGACCUUGGAGUUUGACCUACUUUUUGAAAACUUUAACCUUGCUAAUAACUUUUGAACAGUAAGAGAUAGAGCUUUGAUAUUUCCCAUGAGUAUUCCUUGUUACAAGAUCUUUCCAUUGGUAUUGAACCUUUUGACCUUGACAUUUGACCUACUUUUAAUUUUUUUUUUACAUUGGUCAUAACUUCUAAAUGGUAAAUAUUAGAGCUUUAAUAUUGUACAUGAGCAUUUCUUUUGACAAGAAUUCGUCAUUAUUGGGGGGCAUUUGUGUUUCACAAACACAUCUUGUUCAAGAUUCAUUUCCUAAAUACCAGUAAUUCUAAUGUUUGGUGUUUUAGGGGUUUUUUUGUGGGUGUUCUGUUUUAUACUGAAAAUGUAUAUUAGAAUUUUCCUCUAUAUAAUUGUUGCGUUGCUUUCAGGUAGUGUGUAUUGGUUUUUGAACAUUGUUUCUUCUGUUUUAAUAUUUCGUGACGAAGUGACAGCAGUAUUUCUUGGAUAAAUUUAUACCAGUUGUUUAUCAUAUCAAGUCAAACUGUAUGUAAUGGCUAGUUAUCUUUUUCAGAGACUGUGCAAAGUGUUUUUGUUAAAGUGAAGAAUGCAUUAUAAUAAUGCCCAGCUACAGCUGUCACAGCUCGCUGAAAUAGUGUCCUAAUGUUCUUGUUAUAUCAUACUGUUACAUAAUAAAAGGCUCUAUAUUA
Messenger RNA from Ostrea edulis (European flat oyster), 8395 nucleotides. Its product is annotated as zinc finger protein ZFP2-like. Gene Ontology annotation, cellular component: nucleus. Gene Ontology annotation, biological process: regulation of transcription by RNA polymerase II. The coding region runs from base 4109 to 6061 and encodes 650 amino acids. The transcript is spliced from 12 exons. The record is from RefSeq and is a predicted model, not a curated record. Lineage: Eukaryota; Metazoa; Mollusca; Bivalvia; Ostreida; Ostreidae. Gene Ontology annotation, molecular function: DNA-binding transcription factor activity, RNA polymerase II-specific; RNA polymerase II cis-regulatory region sequence-specific DNA binding.